Drosophila rhopaloa is the source of this 8467-nucleotide messenger RNA. It is a transcript of the gene Jarid2, whose product is annotated as microtubule-associated protein futsch. The transcript is spliced from 4 exons. Bases 432 to 7514 code for a protein of 2360 amino acids. Gene Ontology annotation, biological process: chromatin remodeling. Gene Ontology annotation, cellular component: nucleus. The record is from RefSeq and is a predicted model, not a curated record. Lineage: Eukaryota; Metazoa; Arthropoda; Insecta; Diptera; Drosophilidae. Gene Ontology annotation, molecular function: histone demethylase activity; DNA binding.
GCAAAAGCGGUGUAAGAAGAAGCAGAAGACGAAAAAAAUAUGUGCAAGCAAAUCUCGCGAAAGAAAAUGAAAUUUGCAGCACUUGCCGUGUGUGAAAUGUGAACGCAGAGUGCACUUUGCAAAAACGAGACAAUAACCAGCAUUUUAGUGUUUAUUUGAAGGGCUAAAACAACCGCUAAAAUACCGUAAAAAUGAAGCGAAAAUACGAAAAUUGCGUGCUGCAGCAGAGGCAGCAACAAAAACGCUAUUUGUUGUAGAUAUACAUAUAUAAAUAUAUAUAUGCAAAUCUAUACAUAAUAAAGUGGAGUCCGGCGAAGAAUUGGAUGCGCGAUAAUAAAUAAUAAUAAUAAUAAUUAAUUCAAAGUACGAACGGGCGCGCGAGCGAGAGAAAAGAGGCGAUUGAAAAAGAGGCGCGAAAAGUUCGCAACAAAAUGGUUGUCUCCAAAGACAACAACAAGCGUCGCCGCAAGGAGACGGAGACGCCUCCACCGCCUACGCCCGCCCCGCCCACCGCGGGGCUGGCACCUCCUGCGGCAGUGGCGGCCAUCGAGUCCUCUCCCGAAAUGCCCAAGAGAACGAAGGUGCAGGCUCAGCGCAAAUUCGCCCAGGGCCAGAGUGCGCCCAGCAGCUCCUCGAGCCUUGCCUACAGCGCAGCAGCAGCGGCAGCUGGAUCCGGAUCGGGGCCCAGCACCUCCGGAGCAGAUAGCUCUCAGCCGCCCAUCGAGAUCCUGCCCAACAAGUGUCCCAAUGCGCAGGACUUCCUCACCUUUCUCUGCUUUCGCGGCACUCCGGCACUGCCCGCCCACUUGGAUUUCCUGAACCAGGGCAAGUCCAAGGGUUCGGAGUCCACACCGACAGGAGGCAACAAUAAUAACAAUGCAAAAAAGGCCAAUAAUAGUAGAGCGGUCCUGGGAGGCAACAAAAAGAAGCGGGGUCGUCCUGCUAAAGUAGCGGCCAAGAAAGUGGAAGCGGUAGUCUCCGUAACGGAGCCCACCGAGAAACCCUCAACAGCAGAAAAAGCAGCCAGUGAUAAAAACAAUCUCAUUGCAGCAAUAGUCCCGGAAACUCCUUCGCCAACGCCUACUCCUGUGCUGCCAGGAGCGGUGCGCAAACGAGCAGAGAUUGUCACCGAUGGCAAUCGACGAGGAGCACGAGGCAGGGGAGCAGCCGGAGCCGGUGCUACUCCUGACAAGGCAGUGAAAGCAGCAUCCUCAAACGACAACAAGCGCCGCUCCAAUCGUGCUAGCACUAAGGAAAGCAAACCCAUAAUAGAUGAUGACCAUUCAGACGAUCUGGAGGAACAAGAAGCAGAUGAGGAUGAUGAAGAGUUCUUCUCUGCUCAUGAUGCCAGCUCGCGUAAUGGUGAGGAGGUCAAAGCAGAUAGUCCCGUGAAAGCAGAGCCCACUAAGCGAGGUCGACCGUCGGCGGGCAAGAAAGCAGCGGAGCCCACCCCGGAAUCCCAGCCAGCUGCGAAGGACAAGGGGCCCGUUAAGCGCGUUAGGCAACGGGAGUCGCCUAUUUUCAUACCCUCACCCGAAUCCUCUGGCCGCAUGACAAGACAGCGGGCUUUUUUCGAACCCGUUAAGGUUCCGCCGCAUCAGGAGGAACCUGCCGACCAGGAUUCGACAAAGGAAGAGCCCAAAAAAGAACCUGAGUCGCCUGCAAGCAAACCGGAAAAGGAGUCAGAGCCUGCUAAGCAGAUCAAAGAAGCCAAGGAGAAGACGAAUUCCAGUAUUUAUGCCAAAGACGCCAAGCAGCAGCUGGAGAAUGGAGACAGUCAGCAUGGUGCGGGGACCAAGGGCAAGAAAAGUCUAAAUGUCUUUGAUUUUAGUUCAGAUGAUGAGCAGCCGCUGGCCAAGUCCAUUAAGCUGAAAAAGGGCGGCAAAGGGACAAGCCCCAAGAAAGGUGGAGCGGCAGCUGCUCCGGCGGCCAGGAAUCGCAAGGCGGCAGCUAAAAAACUGGAGAAGGAAAAAGAAAUAGAAAAAGCAAGGCAGCUGGAAAAAGAAAAGCAGAAGGAAAGGGAACUAGAGAUAGAAAAAGAAAAAGAAAAGGAAAAAACCAAGGAAAAAAAAGAAAAGGAAAAGGAGAAGGAAAAGGAGCCUGUUCCAGAGAGCAAAGUGGAGGAGCCACCCAGUGGCGGGAAAAGAGGGAAAGCCGGCAAAAAGAAAGCAGAGGAUGCUCCAGCCGAUGAGCAGGAGUUGGCGCCCCCCUCCUCCAAAAAAGCCGCCACCAAUGCCCGCGGAUCUAGGAAGUCGGCGAAAAGCAAGGCUUCGGAAGACUCCGCUGAGCUAGAACCUCAGCGAACCCAGCGACCCUCCCGUAAAACCAAGGAGGCAGCGGCCAUCUACAUGGGCAUUAUUGGCCACAAACUGCAGCUGGCCGAUGACGAGGAGGAUGAUCUGUCGAUGAGCAGCUUUCCUGACAUACCCAACGUCAAGGAAAUGGAGAAGAUGGAGAACGAGAUCAAACGUAAUGCGGCGGGAAAGUUAAACGUGCCGGAGGCCACGACGGUGCUUUCGGCAGGCAAACUAACCCGUAAGCCGUCGCCCCGACCCAAAAAUUCGCCAGCCACUGCUUCGGCAGAAGCCACCAGGGAUGCGUCCCCCUCCCCGCCAGAAGCCGAGGAGGAAAAGCCACCGCCCCCAGCCCGACGUGGACGUCCGCCCAAACAGAGCAAGGCAUCCGCAACCGCUCCACCCCCCAAACCGCCCAUCGAGGGCAUGCUGGUGAAGAAGGGCUCCCUGGCCAAGAUAUCUGAGCAGCAGGCCAAACCCAAAGCCAAGUCCGAACAUUCGAAAGUCGACUCCGACGAGGAGGAGGACUUUCUCAUUAACGAGGAACUAAACGAAACUAAGCGGAAGCUGGAAAAGAGUUUCAGUGACUCGGACGACGAACCGCUGGCCAUUAAAGUGCCGGUAGUGGCGGCCAAGGAGAAAGAAGUAUCGCCACCAAAGAUGCCCAGUCCGCCGCCAAAAUUAAUGGCGAUCCCAUCGCCCAUUUCUGUGCCCACGCCUCUAAUUUCGGUUACUCCUUCGCUGGCGGUGCCCAAUACACCACCGGCCACCACUAGCACCACCCAGCUGACUAUGCUCCCGUUGACGGCCAAGGCUACGCCAACGCUGGGUACUAUGCCCAUGUUUCCAUGCAUGCAUGCAAGUUAUUCACCGCUCAAAACCAUGGAGAAGAAACCGCCGGUGCCCACGUCCAAGAUCCUGAACGUUCCCGCCACUUAUGCGCUGCCGGGAAGUGGCAGUGGUGCCGUGAGCUUCCAGAAGACGUCCUCGUAUCUGCCGCAGGCAUCGCCCCACUACCAUUCGGGCUAUGUGCGUCCACCACCCACGCCCACCCAUCAGUUUGGAGGCGGAACGCCAUCUGGGAGUAAGACUCCCUCCCAGGGCUCCUCGCCGUUAAAGUAUCAAACGCCACCGACCACUUAUCCGCCGCCCAUCGAGGCCUAUCAGUGUCCCAAGAUCAACCCGAACUUUCUGACGCCCAAGUACGAGCGGAGUCCAAUGCCGAGAUCAUCGACCAGCAGCUUUCCAAGCCCAUCGCCGGUAAAGUUUCUACCCACAUCGGGAACCACAGCUACCACCGUGGGCACACCCUCGUCUGCCACUAAGAGCCCGUUGGCACCACCGCCACCUUCCCCUCCAGUCAGUCAAGUGGUCAUCCAGACGUCCAGCUUAAAUCUGAGUAUGAGUAUUGCUGCUACAGUGAACGCAGCACCAAUGUCCGUGGCCUCCACGUCAGCGGCAGCAGCUCAUCAGGCGACUGUUGGCGCCACAAUAACAGCCACCUCCACGCCACCGCCCGCGCACAGUAAUAGUGCAGGAACUGGAGGAGGAGCCGGCCCAAAUUCCGAUCCUCUCAAGGACGAGAUUGGGAGUAUUCUGGCGCAGGCCACGUUGAUGCCAAGCAAGGAGGAGUCUGGCAAGAUCUUCGGCAUUGCCAGCGUGAGUUUGGCGCAGAGUUCUGGGCCGGACAACACCAAGUGCACACUGGGCAAGUGUGGAUCGAUACACAAGCCUGUGCUGGGCCCAGUGGUGCCAACGGAGGGAUACUUUGGCGACCAGUUGUCCAGCAAGGAGCGGCGCAAGGCAAAGGUGAACAUGACGCAUGAACAGAUUCAAAAGUGGCUCAUUGAAUGCUCAUCUAAUCCGGAUGAAAUCCAAGACGAUUUGGAUGAUGAUUUUGAUGACAGUUUAAGACCCCAGCAAUCCACUACUCCGCCGCCUACGAGAGAUGAUAAGGAGCUAAGUGCGAGCUUCAGUUCGUCGUCGAAAAAUACGCGCGGCGAUCUGGGCAAGAGUGAGAGUGCCUGGUCGGCCAAGGGGCCAUCUCUGAAGGCCACGCCAGUUCUGGUUACUCCACCAAGUCGCAAGGAGCAGCAGGAGCACGCAGAUGGAAAAGAUUGUGAUGCCUUGGAUUAUGACAAAUCCUCAACACCUGUGAAUCUCACACAGAAGAUCACGUCCAAUGAGUCAACGGCUGUCGAAAAGAAAAUCAAUGAUCGGAAGACCAAGGAGUCGGUUAAAUCCGCUGCAUCCAAAGCUGCUCCUCAACCCCGAAGUGCUGCUGCCACGCCUCCCACUCCCAUUUCAUCCACACCUACUCCGAUGUCUCUGACUCCAUCUAAGAGCAGCCCCACUCCACCGCCAGCCAUCAAGCAAAAACCGGAGAAGGGGAAGAGGAAUGCCACUUCUGGAGGCGGUGCAACUUCAAUAGCUUCUCCGCCUGCUGCACCCACUCCACCUAACCCCAAGCGAACGCCUGUUUACAAUCAAAAGAACGCCAGGGCACAGCAGCAACAGGCGGAGCCGAAAUUGGCAGCUAAUCCUCCAAGCGGAACGGGAGCCAAAAGAGAAUCGGUUUAUGCCUUUGGCAAGGAGGAAGAGACGGGCACCAAGUCUGGAAAUCGUCGGCGGGCGGAUCCUAGUCCAGUUUCUGCCCCAGCUCCCGUUCCCAACGCACUGAGUGAGCGAUCUCCAACCAAAAAGCGGGCAGCAGCCGCGGCGGCGGCCACGGCGGUUCAACUAACGCUUAGUCCUACGGAGAACUGCAAAAUCGAGGGCAAACCGAAGGCAGCAACUGGAAGAGCAGCUAAAAAGCAACAGCAACAAACACCAGCUCCGCCAGCACCACCCGUGGAAGCCAGUGGAGAUUCGGAUGCAGAGGGUGCCACCUUCUACAUACCCCUUCAAGGAGCCGGAGUAGGUGGCAGCGGUGAUGGAGGCAUCCAAGGUGUGGCAGUAAAGCUGGGACGAGAGGGACCCGAUGGCCCCAAUCAAAAGGUGGUAAUGCAGGCCACUUUGGUGACAAAAGCACAGAUGGACACCAAUUCGAAACCACUGCCGGAGUCCUUGAACACCAACGAGCUGGUAAAGACCCUGCUGCAUGCGGCCAGCAAUGAUGCGGCCUCGACCACCACAAGCCUCAAGAGCUUGCCCAAGGCGAGCACUUCGGCAGCAGCAGGAGCAGGAACUAAUCCUGGUGCCUCCAGCUUGGUGCGAGUAAACUCAAACUCGUCACUCUUCUCUGGAUCGGCUAAGUCUCGAACAGCUGCCCAGACGAGCUCCACGGCGGCUGCAGUGGCCAAGAAGUACAAGGAUGACACACCCAUUAAGAUGGCCAACAAUACGGCCUUCCCGCGACACGACGAUCCCACACAAAUGGUGGAAGCGCCCAUCUUCCGGCCAACGGAGAAGGAGUUCGCCGAUCCCAUCGAGUUCAUUGAACGGAUCACCCCGAUAGCGGCCAGGUUUGGCAUCUGCAAGAUCAUUCCGCCGGCCAGUUUCAAACCGGAAUGUCGGAUAUCGGACGAGAUGCGCUUUACGGCCUACAAUCAGUACGUACACAAGAUGCUCCAUCGCUGGGGACCGAGUGCCAAGGAGCUAAGUGCUAUUAAGAAGUACCUGGCCACCCAGAGCAUUGUGAUGAAUCAUCCUCCUUGGAUCGGUGGAAUGGAGGUGGAUCUGCCACGAUUGUAUCAUACUGUCCAGGAGCUUGGAGGCCUUAAGGAGGUAAUCGAAAAGAAGAAGUGGGCGCGCGUGGCGGAGGAAAUGUGCAUACCAAAGCUGGCCCAAGAUCGGGUGACCAAGCUGGACGACAUCUACUGCAAGUACCUGUUGCCCUACGAUACGCUGUCGCCGGCGGAGCGCCAAAAGCUCUUUGAUGAGGUGGAGGCGGAUUGGGCAAAGCGGGAGGCGCGAGCGCGACGGAAUGCGGAUCGCUUCGUGAACACGGAGAGCGUGUCCAACGAAGAGGAUGAUCUGAGCAGUGACGAGGAUGAAGAGUCCGAGGAGGAGAUCGACGGCGUGUCCAUGGAGUGUAUCGUGAAGGGAAGGAGUAUGCCCCUCAGUCAGUUCUACAGGAUUGCCCGGAACACGAUGGCGCUGUGGUUCAAGAGCACCGAUCCCACGGUCAACGAAGUGGAAGCGGAGUUUUGGCGACACGUGGCCGUCCGGGAUAGCCAUGUGUGCGUCCACUCGGGCUCGAUUGAUAGCUCGGGCUGGGGCUAUGGCUUCCCUAGUCCGGGUCCCAAGGGGAAAGGUUCCAACUAUGCCAGGCAUCCGUGGAACCUGAAGGUAUUGACCAAUAAUUCUGGUUCUGUUCUGCGCUCCUUGGGUCCGGUCAUGGGCGUCACCGUUCCCACACUCCACGUUGGCAUGCUCUUCUCCGCCUGCUGCUGGUACAGGGAUCCACACGGCCUGUCUUGGAUCGAGUACCUUCACACGGGUGCCUCCAAGCUGUGGUACGGAAUUCCCGACGAUCAGAGUGCGAAUUUCAGGUCGGCCUUGACGUCGCUGAUCCCGACGCACUGCCAGAACAAGACCAUUUGGUUGCCCUGUGAUACGGUGAUGGUGCCACCGCACAUGCUAACGGAUCGAGGCGUUUCCCUGUGUCGCAUCGAGCAGAAGCCGGGCGAGUUUAUUGUGGUAUUCCCACGGGCCUACACUUCCAGCCUGGCCACGGGCUAUGUGGUCUCCGAGAGCGUUUACUUCGCCACCAUGUCAUGGCUGGAUUUGGCCAAAGAUGAUUUCAGGGACAUCCAUGAGAGCUGUGAGCCGGCCAUGUUCUCGCUGGAGCAGCUGUUGUUUGCUCUGGGCUAUGACCAGCGUGUGAACUCUGAUGCUCUGCAUCAAAUGCUGCCAAUGCUCAAUGAUGUUUGCGAGAAGGAAUCGGCAGCCAGAGAGCAACUUAGGGCUGCUGGUGUGACAUCCACCGAGAAAGUGCAAGCGGAGAAAGGUCAGAAGGCCAAGAAGCAGCAGCAGCCUCCAUACAAGUCGAUCGAGAGCGAAUGCGACCUGUGCCGCGCCAACCUGUACAUAUCGAUGGUGCGGACCGAGGACGGAAAUAUUUAUUGCCUGCAGCAUGCGCUGAAGAACCUCAACAACGGCAACAUCCAGGCCAAGCAAUGCAAGCUAAUCUACGCGUACAACGUGGAUGAUAUACAGCAGCUAAUAAGGCAACUACAGGAGAAGAUUAGCCACAAGGCGGCGGUAAAGAAAAAGUAGCAUCGUCGGCGUCGUUACUAAUCGGCGGCGCAAGUUACAGACACAGAUAGAGAUACGGAUAGGAAUACGGAUUAGAAACACCGCGCUGAUGUACAUAUAAAACAAAAUGUGUAUACGUAUGUGAUUCGCCAUCGCUAGUGAGCAGCUAAAAUGAUAAUUGGGUGAAAUAUAGUUUUGACUAUGUGUUGAUACAAGGACGUAUUAAUUGAGCGUUGAGACAGCGACCCACAAAACACAUAUAUUUAUGCAACGUUUAUCUCCCAGUUGACUAACUGACACUAUUACUAACUGUAUGAUAAGAGCGUAGGAUCGGAUAUUGAGAUGUAACUGUUUACAUUUCAACGUGGCAAUGCUUUCAAUUUUGACUAGUUUAUACACAUUAUGUCGAUAAGAAGUUUGCAAUGAAUUUUGUUUUCCAUUUGGUUUUUUUGUUAUGCAAUAUAUACCCCUCCCCGAAAAUGUUAUUAACUCCCUAUUUGUGUUAUUGUAUAUAGAAAGCCUUGUGUAUGUACGUAGUUAGCUAUCAGAUUAAGUCAGAGACCCUCAAAGAAACCAUGCUAACGUGUUGCAAUUUCUACUACCUUUUAUACGCUAAGAUAAUGAGUAAUUACCAUAGCAUCAUAGGACACCAGAGCCCAGAUAUCCACCCCCAUAGAGCAGUAGUUUUAGCACUAAACAAUAGCAAGGGACCGUCCCGGGAUGGAUCUCCGCCAACUAACGAACUAAACGAAAGCCAGAGUUACUAUCGAUGACUGCAGUUGUGCAGUUUGGGAAAACCCAAACCAACCAUACUGUUCACUCAACCAAAAACGAUACAGACGAAAUCCAUCAUGGACAGGCGAUUGCGAUUGAGUAAAUGAGAACUUUUCACUAGAUGUUCAAUGUAUUUAUAUAGUAGUAAUACAAUAUUUAAGUAACAAGUGCAACAAUAAAUCUUAACGCGAUAUAUCGAA